GUACGGACUGUGCCGUCUUCAAUGACCACAAAUGAAAUCCAAAGACAGACCAGUGGUUAUGAUGACCCCUGGAAAAUCACAGAUGAACAAAGACAGUAUUACAUAAACCAGUUUAAGACCAUUCAGGCUGAUCUCACUGGUUUCAUCCCUGGUUCAGCCGCGAAGGAAUUCUUUACGAAGUCGAAACUGCCUAUUCUUGAACUGUCUCACAUUUGGGAGCUAUCAGAUUUUGAUAAAGAUGGUGCACUGACCCUUGAUGAGUUUUGUGCUGCGUUCCAUCUUGUGGUCGCCAGGAAAAAUGGUUAUGACCUUCCUGAAAAGCUCCCCGAGAGCCUAAUGCCAAAGCUUAUUGACUUGGAUGACUCAGCAGGAGUUCCAGAACCAGAUCCUGAAGUGGGCUUUUCUGCUUCUCCAGUGGAGGUUACUCCAAAUAAAUCUCCUUCCAUGCCUUCCCUGAACCAGAACUGGCCUGAGCUCAACCAGAGCAAUGAGGAUACAGCAAUAGUCCACCCUGUGCCCAUUCGUAUGACACCCAGCAAGAUCCACAUGCAAGAGAUGGAGCUCAAGAGAACUGGAAGCGAUCACACACAUCCAACAAGCCCGUUAAUGGCGAAACCACCAGAACUUUCUGAGGAGACCAAGUUAGCAGCAGCUAUUAAAUUUCCUGGUACCACUGUUGGAGAUGGCUAUAGCAGCUCAGAUUCAUUUACAUCUGAUCAGGAGCCCAUUUCCAGUGCUGUGAACAGACAAAGGUCUCACUCUGGCACCUCCCCGGAAGGACUGAAGGUUGUGGCUCCGCCUCCACCUCCGCCACGCAUCAUUACCUCUCACUCACGAUCCUCCUCUCUAGACAUGAACAGAAACUUUGCUGCUGUCCCUGCAGGUCCACAACAGCCAGGUGUAGUUGCCUUUCCCCCAGCAGUCCCUCCCAGACCACUGCCCACACAGACAUCAGUGCCACAUGGUCACCGUUCGGUAGAGGGAGAUGGUCUUCCGUCACAUACCAGCACGUCACCCCAGCAGAUGCCAGAACAACCCAACUUUGCUGACUUCAGCCAGUUUCAGGUUUUUGCUGUCGACCAGCCGGCAGAUGAUGGAGAGAAACCAUCUGACAGUGGACAGGCAGAGAGAAGUGCAGAAACCACCGGGACGAUGAGAACAGCAAAGAAUGAAGUUCAGGCAGAGGAACGAAAUGCAACUUCUGUCAACUCUGCCAAAGUAUCCACUCCACUGGCCCCACCCCCUAAACCUGUUCGUCGAAGACUGAAAUCAGAAGAUGAGCUCAGACCAGAUGUUGAGGACCUUCCGCAAAAGUCUACCGUCAUAGCCACUGUUCUAGCAACCCAGCCCUCAAUUCCACGGUCUAUCGGUAAAGAUAAGAAGGCCAUCCAGGCUUCCAUUAGAAGAAACAAAGAAACAAAUACGGUUUUAGCCAGACUCAACAGUGAAUUACAGCAACAGUUGAAGGACCUGCUAGAAGAAAGAAUAUCGCUUGAAGUGCAACUGGAACAGCUUAGACCAUUUUCGCAUUUGUAAAAAAAAGAGUGUUCAGAUUGAAUGUUUAUGUGUACGAAAGAGUGAUUACCCCCGGUUUUUUUUUUUUUUUUUUGGAGUGGUCUCUUGGAUCCUCUGGCAGGAUGUCCAUUUCACCCUUUCUCCACUCCUCUGCUGACUGUGUGAGAAGAGACACGAUCGCUGCUUCCUCCAGACUGUUCUGUCUCACACAGCCAUUCAGAGGGAUGGGGUCCAGGAACAAUAUCCGUUUAUGGCACUUUGAUGAAACAAAGUCUGUGUAGUUGUGUGUGUAAUACCCCAGACAUUGCAGGUUCUGUUUAGCAUGUGAGGCAAGAGCCUGACGUCAUGGCUGGCAGGAGGCUGUAAUUCUGGUAAACAUGAAGGAGCCUCUUCCCCUCCUGUUCUCCAGAGUCCUGAGGCAGCUUGUCAUGUUCUUCCAUGUUAGAAGCACCCGUGUGUGCUCAGACAAUCAUGUUAGGCCAUGCACUGGUCGUAAAGAGGGGAGAACUGAUUUUUGGGAGAUCAUUCUAUUUCAGAAGUACGCUUUAGAAAACUGAUUCUGACAUGCACUUGUUAAAGGGACAGUACACUAAAAAAAUGUAAAUUCAUCCUCAAGUCUUAACAAACCCAUAUGACUUCUCAUUAAAAUCGAAAAGAGUGGCCAGGAUAUUCUUCAAAAAUGUACCUUUUCUGUCACAUGAAAGAAAGAAAGAAAAUCUUAUGGGUUUUGAGCAAAUGACAGAAUUGUUUUUUUUUUGGAUGAAUUGCCCUUUUAAUAUUUCUUCUUUGCCAUAUCGGUGGACAGCACAGCUGUGUGUGUUUGUUUCAUGUGCGUGAGAGAGUUCGAGGAUGACGGUUACAAAUGUAUGUCAUCAAAAACGGCUUUCUUUUCUUCUCUUAACACACACUGUUGUGUUACUACAGAGCAACCUGUUCAACCGUGUACAGUUUUUCACCCCGAGAUAGCAGAUGUCCCUCUCUCAGUCUCAAAUGUUGACUGUACCUCAUGUAGUACAUCAUCUGAUUCAGUCCUGCACCAUAAAUUCAGUGCCAUCAUCAGUAUGUAAACCUGAGACCUGAAACAAUGACUGCACUUCCUCCACUUCGGCUUCCAUCGGUCUUUUCUCGUCACUGUUUUUGCAUGUCGUUCACAACCUCAUUUUGUAUAAAACGGCUCUUUACGAUGAACCACUUGAUUUGUAUCCGUAACGUCUGAACUAAUGUGACGGUUGUGUUGUUACAUAGACUUGCACCAUAUCUUUCAUCCGUUCAUUUGUUUUGACUGAUGUCUGUUUUUCUUUACUCCUCCUUAAAGCCUUAGGUUCUGGUGUGCAGGUUUUCACAGUAAUGUGCCCCCCCCCCCCCCCCCCCCCAUGAGCCUUUUCUUCCUGCAGUUCAGGCUGAUUUACUGUAUCAGGGGUAUGUUGUAUAUUGUAUGAUACACACCUUUUGAUCUCAUAUGUAAAUUUGCAUUAAUUGCUGACUAACAGCAAAUAUUCUAUUUAAUUGCUUAUAUAAUGGCUGUGGGAUCAUAAAUGUUUAACUGCAUGGAUGUGUCUCUGCAGAAUGAACUAGCAGCUGUGUGAUUUUUACACAAAAUAAAAAUGGCACAAUAUUUUAAUAAUUUCCUUUUUUUGUCAAGUGCUCCAACUGUUUUCCGAUAUAUUCACAGUUUCUCUUACUCCAUUUGUCUUAUUUCUUGUUACAGAAAUAGCAUCAAUCUCUUGCUUUAUAAGAGGUUACUUAACAACUCAUUAGCAUCUGUCUUUAUCACAGAGUAGUUAUUGCAUUCGUUUAGCUGAUUUGUUAAAAAAUGAUUCAAGAACAAACGAGGGACUGCUGUCUUUAUGAGCGACUCAAUUUUCACUUUGAUUUGUUCAAAAACCCUGAUACUGUAACACCGCUAAUAUGUGUGUUGCUUGAAGACCCAAUGGUUGAUUCCGUUUUGACUUUGUGUGGAACCGUUUCGUUGGUGGAGUAAAAAACAGUCAAUAUUAUUUAGAUGCAUAUUGUGUCGAAAAUAUAAGUUACUGUUAACUUCCAGUAUGUUAAACCGAUGUAUAAAAGCAAUAUCACACUCUGUCA
This is a messenger RNA of Carassius auratus (goldfish), 3600 nucleotides long. RefSeq names its product ralBP1-associated Eps domain-containing protein 1-like. Gene Ontology annotation, biological process: endocytosis; endosomal transport. Gene Ontology annotation, cellular component: plasma membrane; cytoplasm. The record is from RefSeq and is a predicted model, not a curated record. Gene Ontology annotation, molecular function: calcium ion binding; protein binding. NCBI's taxonomy places the organism in Eukaryota, Metazoa, Chordata, Actinopteri, Cypriniformes, Cyprinidae.